This is a messenger RNA of Spea bombifrons (plains spadefoot toad), 2071 nucleotides long. It is a transcript of the gene MITF, whose product is annotated as melanocyte inducing transcription factor. The record is from RefSeq and is a predicted model, not a curated record. Gene Ontology annotation, cellular component: nucleus. Lineage: Eukaryota; Metazoa; Chordata; Amphibia; Anura; Pelobatidae. The transcript has 10 exons. Bases 561 to 1790 code for a protein of 409 amino acids. Gene Ontology annotation, molecular function: protein dimerization activity; RNA polymerase II cis-regulatory region sequence-specific DNA binding; DNA-binding transcription factor activity, RNA polymerase II-specific. Gene Ontology annotation, biological process: melanocyte differentiation; regulation of transcription by RNA polymerase II.
CGUUGAUUCGCGGUUACACAAGUUUCCGACGCCGCACAUGCAUCUUCACUAGACGCAGGAGAGCACGGCCCACGUGCGGAGCCAACUCAUGCGUAGAAAUCUUUAAGUAACGUCUACGUUUUAAAGAGAACAUACAACUUUUAACCUUAUGGCUUAAAAAAGAAGACACACCAUUGUCUAUCUGUAGAACCGGAACAAAAGAUGAAUAGACGAAAUGCCCAAAGCUAUUACUCAAUUUGACUUUGAUAACCCAGGUCUAAAAAGAUCCUUUUUAUGUUUAUGAAGAAUGACGUCAAAGUCGUACAAAAAAAAAAUGUAUCAAAAUAAAAGGCUACACUAGCAACCCAUCCAAAAGGCCCUCAUGUAUGGACUGUUUGUUCCUUUACACGCGUAACUAAUUGGCUUGGCUUAUUAUAAGCCCUGGGAUGCUGUGAUGGAGCUUCUUCACCAGCCGCUUGGUAAACUUAUUUGUGGUUGUCCCGUGGAGUGGCUUCCGAGGAGGCGAAAUUAAGGAAUAUUAUCACAUAACAUUUGGACUGAUAAACCUCGAAUAUUCAGAAAUGCUGGAAAUGCUAGAAUUUAACCAUUACCAGGUGCAGACUCACCUUGAAAAUCCGACCAAGUAUCACAUCCAACAAGCCCAAAAACAACAGGUGAAGCAGUACCUGACCACCGCCAAACACCCAGGCCAAGCUUUAAGCUUACCUUGUCCUAACCAGCCAGGUGAUCACAUCAUGCCCCCCGGAACGGGAAGCAGCGCUCCCAACAGCCCUAUGGCCAUGCUGACCAUUGGUUCUACCUGCGAAAAAGAGAUGGAUGAUGUGAUCGAUGACAUAAUAAGCCUGGAGUCCAGCUAUAAUGAGGAUAUUCUCCUAAUGGAUCCUGCCAUGCAAAUGGCAAAUACGAUCUAUCAAACUGGAUUAGUCUACCCUGAUUUGCCUGUGUCGGGUAAUUUGAUUGACAUUUAUGGAAAUCAAGGUAUGCCUCCUACGGGUUUAAACAUCAGUAAUUCUUGCCCUCCUAAUCUUCCCAAUAUCAAAAGGGAACUCACAGAAUCGGAAGCAAGAGCGCUGGCCAAGGAGAGACAAAAGAAAGACAAUCACAACCUUAUUGAACGAAGACGAAGAUUUAACAUCAAUGAUCGAAUAAAAGAACUAGGAACGCUGAUACCCAAAUCAAACGAUCCGUCCUACAAUACCAUAUCUAGAUGCCCUAGCGAAGUGGAACCUGGCAGUUGUAGAGUCUGGGACAUGCGAUGGAACAAAGGAACAAUUUUAAAAGCUUCCGUGGAUUACAUACGCAAGCUGCAAAGAGAACAACAGCGAUCAAAAGAACUGGAGAACAAGCAGAAGAAACUUGAACACGCCAACAGACACCUCCUGCUUAGAAUACAGGAGCUGGAGAUGCAAGCAAGAGCACAUGGACUUUCCAUCGUCCCUUCUACAGGUCUUUGUUCUUCAGAUCUGGUCAACAGGGUCAUCAAACAGGAGCCAAUGCUCGACAGCUGUAACCAAGAGGUUCUACAAAACCACCACAACCUUUCUGGUACCACCACCCUCGACCUCACGGAUGGCACCAUCACUUUCAGUAAUAAUAUGAGAAAUAUGACUGAAUCCCCAACAGCCUACACUAUCGCCACCAAAAUGGGCGCCAAACUGGAAGAUAUUUUCAUGGACGACACUCUCUCACCAAGAGUCAGUGACCAGCUUCAUCCCUUGUCUCCUGGGGCUUCAAAAACCAACAGCAGAAGAAGCAGCAUCAGUAUGGAAGAGAAUGAUCACAACUGUUAGCGCUGAAAAGAGCGCCUUCGUAUAGACUCUACUUUAUAUUAUUUUUGUGCAGUAGAAAACAUUUAUUCUAGAUUUCUGGGUAUCAUUUUUUUUUCAUAGAACCCUUGCUGUGUUUUAUUUGUAGGCCAGCACUUAAUCCCCCCCCUCCCCCUUCAGUGCCAUUAUUUCAUAUUUUUUUUUGUUUUGGUGAUAAUGAAUUUUGUAACGGAAUGUGUUUUUAUAAAUAACUGCUUUUGCCUUUUAAAGUGUUGUAGCGAAAAUAUACAGCAUCUUACAUCAUG